Molecule: messenger RNA, 2025 nt
Organism: Penicillium paradoxum
Lineage: Eukaryota; Fungi; Ascomycota; Eurotiomycetes; Eurotiales; Aspergillaceae
Product: Zn(II)2Cys6 transcription factor
Exons: 6
Coding region: 1-2025 (674 amino acids)
Biological process (GO): DNA-templated transcription; positive regulation of transcription by RNA polymerase II
Cellular component (GO): nucleus
Molecular function (GO): zinc ion binding; sequence-specific DNA binding; DNA-binding transcription factor activity, RNA polymerase II-specific
Source: RefSeq, a predicted model, not a curated record
AUGAAGUCCGCAUCGAAAAUUUCAAAGUCCACCGGUAAUGGAGCUAUUAAAAAACAGAAGAAGUCAAUCGCUUGCCAGCGAUGUCAUUCACAUAAAAUCAAAUGUACGGGAGGCCAACCAUGUGUGAAAUGUCGCCAAGCUGGUUGCCCCACGGAGUGCCACUAUGUCAAUCGAGAUCGUCAGGUUAAACUGGCCGCAGAAAACCAGCGCUUGCGAGACCAAUUAUCACAAUCACAAUCUCCUGGAUUCCUUACACCGAGGGAACACCAGCCACUAGACCAAGAUGUACCCGAAGUAGAUGCAGAUACUCAUGUUCAAAACCCAAUGCUCGGGGAAAGAGCAUGGUUUCUACCAUAUGAUCCUUCAUUGCCGCCAAUCCACGUUUGUGAAGCAGCAUGUCCGGCCUUCGCCACCCGGCUUCGGAAAGUCCUAACAAAAAGCGAGGCUACUUCGCACAUGCCUCGAACGCAGUACACGCCAGAGGCCACUUUAAUGAAAAUGCGCAAUCCCACAGUCGAAUGGCCAAGCCUUCCUCGGGCUCGACUUUUGCUUCAGAUAGUCUUCAGCCAGGUGACUCGAGUAUAUCAUCUAGUUCUUCGAAAGUCAACCAGUGACCAGCUUGAAGAUAUCUAUCGCAAGAACAACUUCGAAGAUUCGGUGCUGAAGUGUAAAUUCUUUGCUCUAUUCGCGCUUGGGGAGGUUUACUCGGCGCGAUCACCCCCAGGCUUGGAAUGCAAUGUACCGGGUGUGGGCUAUUAUGUGAACGCGCUCACUAUGAUACCCAUCUUGCCAGAACGCCCAAGCCUGGCACAUAUCGAAUCUAUCUUGCUUUUGUCACUAUACUCCUUCUUCUUGAACCGACGCCAUUCAGCAUAUCUGCUUGUCGGCAGCGCGAUGCGCCUUGGAUUGACUCUAGGUCUGAACCACAAUAUCCCAGAAGGAAUAUGCCCGGAUCCUGUCCAACGCGAGCACCGGACUAGAUUAUGGUGGGCGAUAUAUUCAUUAGACCGAAUGUACGGCUCAAAGGUCGGCUGGCCGGUUCAAAUAGCCGAUGAGGACGUCUACGUUGAGAUGCCAUCCAAUGUACCUGGUGACAUCCACGACGAUCAUACGUCGGACACCGAGUUUCUCGUUGCCAGUAUUCAAUUGGCUAGGAUAACGGGUCAGGUCAUCGACCAAGUUUACAGCCGAAAAAGGUUCCCAGAGUCCUUCUUGCAGCGAGAACAGAGGCUCCUGCUUUCGCUGAAGGAGUGGUGUUGUGCCCUUCCUCCGCAUAUUCGGCUGAAUCGCGACGGACCCAUUCCGAAAAAUGUUAUUUCGCUGCAUCUCCAAUUCAACCAGUGUAUCAUGUUAGCUAGUCGGCCAAUUCUGCUACACACGCUGAUCCAAGCCACCUGUCACGAACCCAAUCAGGACGAAGGCACCCGGACAAACAUCCGUCAAACCCUCAAAACACUCAGCGAUGCGUGUAUUCAUGCUGCAAGGCACACGCACUCACUGAUAAUUGAAGAAUGGACUAAUGGAUCGCUGCCAGUCUUCGGGUAUUUCUAUGCCCAUUAUCUAUUUUCUUCGGCGUUGAUCAUGGUCAUCUCCAGUUUAGUAUACCCAGAGAACAGCAAUGAUUUUGCACUGUUCGAGGCAGCUUUUGAGAUUCUUCGGACAAUGAGCAGCCAUGGAAACCUCGCGGCAACUGAAUUCUACGAUAACCUGGAAGGCCUCAAGCAAUGCUUGGAUACGAGGAUAUCGUCAGAGAUAGAUCACACUCAGAAUGCUUCAUCUCGUAUAGCAGACACCUUAACAGACGGACUUAUGAUGCCAUCGAGCCAGCUUGGGACUCUUGGGAACAUUGCUAGCAUGACAGAAGCUACCGCAUCAACAAACUCAAACUCAACAAACGACAUGGCCUUCCUGGGAGAAAGCAUGGAGGAAUUUUUGGCUCAACCCGAUGUUGACUUUGACUUGCUUGCGCCUUCACUGGCCGAUGCUGUAUACUCAUGGCCAAACCUUUCCCUAUGGACCUCAUGA